Messenger RNA from Ceratotherium simum simum (southern white rhinoceros), 1107 nucleotides. RefSeq names its product intestine specific homeobox (gene ISX). Gene Ontology annotation, biological process: regulation of transcription by RNA polymerase II. Lineage: Eukaryota; Metazoa; Chordata; Mammalia; Perissodactyla; Rhinocerotidae. Gene Ontology annotation, molecular function: RNA polymerase II transcription regulatory region sequence-specific DNA binding; DNA-binding transcription factor activity, RNA polymerase II-specific. The record is from RefSeq and is a predicted model, not a curated record.
AUGCCCGAGGGUGCACAGCUUCCAGGGGGGAGAGCCGAGGCCCCCAUCGAGGCCACCUGGCUCCAGACUCUGCUCUGGACCCCCGUGUGGCCCUCCCUCGCGCUGGGCGUCACUGUGAUGACCCAGGGCCCUGGCUCCUCACGUAAUUGGGAGCAGAACUCCCGGCAAGGACGGGUCAAUACCUGUCAGCGCCCAGCCGACGGUUUACAGGGUCAAGAGAGAGAAAGGGUCCCUUCAGUGCUGUCUCGGGAGGCAGGAGUUUCAGGGGAGGAAGUACGCCACCCUCCAUCAACAUCGCCCUGGGCACACACAAAGCCCCCUCUGCCUCUCCUCACAGCCCCCCACAGAGUGUGCCAAGGCCCUGCUCUCGGCGGGGGUAUGGAGAGGAAGAACUCGGGGUGCUGUGAGGCCCCAAAGAAGCUAGGCCUGUCCUUCUCCAUCGAGGAGAUCUUAAAGAGGCCCACCAAAAGGAGCGAUGUGGUCAGGGCAGAAGGGGCAGGUGGAGGGGGUGCCAGGCAAGCAGCAGCCACAGCCUCCAGGCUGGAGAGACCCCGGCAGGACCAGCCCCAGGAGCAGAGGAGGAGUAAGCGGAGGGUCCGGACCACCUUCACCACAGAGCAGCUGCAUGAGCUGGAGAAGAUCUUCCACUUCACCCACUACCCAGACGUCCACGUCCGCAACCAGCUGGCGGCCAGGAUCAAUCUCCCAGAAGCUCGGGUGCAGAUCUGGUUCCAGAAUCAGCGAGCCAAGUGGCGGAAGCAGGAGAAGAUCAGCAGCCUUGCGGCUCCGCAGCAGCUGAAUGAGGCCAACGUGGCUCCGGCCACAAAUCUGGAUGUGGCUGGCCCCGUGCUGCCACCCCCUGCACUGCCCAGGCUGGCUCCUCCCACCACGUGUUAUCCACCGGCUCAAGGUCAGCUGGCCCCUGCCUGGUUCCCUGCCCAGAUCACCCUCCUCCCACACCACCCAUGGGAAACACAGCCUCUCCGGGGCCCGCUCGUCCAGCAGACCUGCAUCCCAGUGCUCCACUUCCUUCCACCUCCGCACCCAAAAUGGGGCGGCAUCUGUGCCACUUCAACAUAGAGAUCAGAGGGACAUCCUCUCCCCCAA